UGAAGUAGGAAUACCGCAGCCAUCGCGAUCUUAAUCAUUCGUAGACGUUUUAAAGGCCAAUCUUGAUUCGUUUAUGAAUUAUUAAAAAGUGAAUUCAUAUGUCGUAAAUCAAUAAAACACUUAACUGGACAUACAGGAUUUAGAACCCCAUGGCGGACCACUUUGCCGAGCAGGAUAUUGCAGUUGAUGGAAACAUCAUUCCCAACAGAGCAUUAUGAAGUGUUUCUGCGGUACGACCGGGGCGGGCGGGGCCGGAUGCUGGUAACGGACGUACCGGAAGCCUUCUUGGCGCUGGGACAUAACCCCACCGAGAAGGAACUGGUCGCCCUAAUCGAUAGCAUCCCCAGGGAAGACGGGCGUGACUAUUUCGACUUCCCGGAGUUCCUGACAUUGCUGGCAUGCCACCUGCAGGCGCUGGAGCCAGAGGACCGCCUCCGCACAGCCUUCCGGGUAUUCGACAAGGACGGAAAUGGAAGAGUAAAUGCGGCAGAGCUAAGGACGACGAUGACUAUCCUCGGUGAACGUUUGAGCGAGGCGGAUGUGGAGUUCAUGGUGCGGACGGCCGACAUGGGCGGUGACGGACAUAUCAACUACGAGGAGUUCAUCCGCGUUAUGACAAGCAAAUAACGGGACCCAUGAAUUUUAACACAGAAUUUACACAUGUCUAGCAGAUGGUGGAGUCCCUGAGCACAGAAAUGACACUUUACAUGUAUUUUUUAUUAACAACAAUGACGACA
This is a messenger RNA of Mya arenaria, 737 nucleotides long. Its product is annotated as calmodulin-like. The record is from RefSeq and is a predicted model, not a curated record. Bases 187 to 627 code for a protein of 146 amino acids. The transcript is spliced from 6 exons. Gene Ontology annotation, molecular function: calcium ion binding. Gene Ontology annotation, cellular component: myosin II complex. Lineage: Eukaryota; Metazoa; Mollusca; Bivalvia; Myida; Myidae.